AUGUCCCUCCGAGGCGGCUCCUCAGCCGGCUAUGGCAUCAACAGCGGCCCCAACCCGUACGGCUCCUCCUCCCAGCAAGAGGAGCAGGGCAUCCUCGACCAGAUCCGGCCCUACACGAGCAAGGUUGAGGACCUACUCGAGAGCGUCAGCGAGCCCAUCAAGCCAUACCUUCCCGCCAUUGGCCGCUUCCUCAUUGUCGUCACCUUCCUCGAGGACGCGCUCCGCAUCAUGACCCAGUGGAGCGACCAGCUUCUCUACCUCCGCGACUACCGUCACAUCCCGAACUAUAUCACCCACCUGUUCCUCCUCGUCAAUGUCGUCGCCAUGCUCGUCUGCUCCACGCUCGUCAUCAUCCGCAAGUACUCCGACUACGCCGUCGCCGGUCUCAUGGGCGUCGUCGUCACCCAGGCCCUCGGCUACGGCCUCAUCUUCGACCUCAACUUCUUCUUGCGCAACCUUUCUGUCAUUGGCGGCCUCAUCAUGGUCCUCUCCGACUCGUGGGUUCGCAAGACCAAGGCCUUUGCCGGCCUGCCUACUCUGGACGAGAAGGACCGCAAGAUGUACUUCCAGCUCGCCGGCCGUGUCCUCCUCAUCUUCCUGUUUGUCGGCUUCGUCUUCUCCGGCUCCUGGUCCAUCUGGCGCGUCAUUGUCUCCGUCCUCGGCGCUGGCGCUUGCGUCAUGGUCGUCGUCGGUUUCAAGGCCAAGUUUAGCGCCACCCUGCUCGUCGUCAUCCUCUCCAUCUUCAACCUGUUUGUCAACAACUUCUGGACUCUCCACCCCCACCACCCCCAGAAGGACUUUGCCAAGUACGACUUCUUCCAGAUCCUCUCCAUUGUCGGUGGUCUCCUCCUCCUCGUCAACAGCGGCCCCGGCCAGUUCUCCAUCGACGAGAAGAAGAAGGUCUACUAA
This is a messenger RNA of Cordyceps fumosorosea ARSEF 2679, 909 nucleotides long. Its product is annotated as COPII-coated vesicle protein SurF4/Erv29. Gene Ontology annotation, cellular component: endoplasmic reticulum; membrane; endoplasmic reticulum-Golgi intermediate compartment. Lineage: Eukaryota; Fungi; Ascomycota; Sordariomycetes; Hypocreales; Cordycipitaceae. The transcript has 4 exons. Bases 1 to 909 code for a protein of 302 amino acids. Gene Ontology annotation, biological process: Golgi organization. The record is from RefSeq and is a predicted model, not a curated record.